AUUGCGUGUGGUGUGGAAUACACUAGUAAGUUGCAAAAGAUGUUUACUGAUAUUACGCUUAGCGCGGAAAUAAACGGCAAAUUUUCUGAGUAUACCAAAAAGAAUAUCAAUGGAGAAAAUGGCUCGCCGGUUGAUUUUUCUAUAUUGGUUCUAACGGCUGGCGCAUGGCCAUUAACGCAGUCUUCGAUGACAGAAUUUCAAUUACCGACAGAGUUAGAAAAAAAUGUUUCACACUUUUCAACAUUUUACAACGGUCAUCAUAUUGGCAGAAAAUUGACAUGGUUAUGGCAUUUAUCCAAAGCUGAUGUAAAGUUGAAUUAUCUUGAUAAACGUUACGAGUUUUCAGUGUCUCUUCACCAACUCGGUGUUCUACUAUUGUUUAACAAUGUAGACGCAUAUUCAUUUAGAGAUAUACGUGAACACACGGGUUUGAAUGAUUUAGAGUUGAAAAGGGUCAUGAAGCCCAUGAUUGAUUUAUCAGUAUUUUUGGUUUCAACAUCUGGAACAUUGCAAGAUGAUACAGAAGUGAAGCUAAAUAUGGGAUUCACAAAUAAACGUAAUAAAAUCAAGAUCAGUUCUUCUCUGCAAACUGAAACUCAUCAAGAAAAUGAUGCUACGCGAAGAUCAGUUGAUGAAGAUCGUAAACUUUAUCUACAGGCGUCUAUUGUUCGAGUGAUGAAAUCACGCAAGUCUUUGACGCAUACAUCAUUAGUACAAGAAGUCAUUAAUCAGGCGAAGUCACGAUUCAAUCCUAGUAUGCCGAUGAUUAAAAAGUGCAUUGAGCAGCUACUAGAAAAACAAUAUAUUCAACGGA
Messenger RNA from Racocetra persica, 814 nucleotides. The record is from the annotation of a GenBank genome assembly. Lineage: Eukaryota; Fungi; Glomeromycota; Glomeromycetes; Diversisporales; Gigasporaceae.